Naegleria gruberi is the source of this 1026-nucleotide messenger RNA. RefSeq lists its product as uncharacterized. The transcript has a single exon. The record is from RefSeq and is a predicted model, not a curated record. NCBI's taxonomy places the organism in Eukaryota, Heterolobosea, Eutetramitea, Acrasida, Naegleriidae. The coding region runs from base 1 to 1026 and encodes 341 amino acids.
AUGUCUGCCAAAGUGAUCUUUCCUACGGCAAUAUUUGAUGCGUUGUUGGUCUCUAACUAUUCGAAUCCCAGUACAAAUGAUUCAACGAUCUGUCAUCCACUCCUCCUUUCACAAGGAAACAAGAGUGAGAAGGGAUUGUGUGAUGACACCACUUCGGCCAUUGUUAUUUCAGCUAUUGUGUUGUUCCUUCACACAAGCUUGUUAUUAGUUUCGGUUGGAGGUUUAGUUUAUAAAUUGAGAAAGUUGCAUAUUCUCCAAAAGGAACACAAACAAGUGGUGAAUUAUUUGCAGGUUGCCAGGAAUCCAGCAUUGAUGGUCAUGGGAGCAAUUAUUGGAUGGACCUAUACUUUCGUAUUAAUGACUAGAGUGUUAAUUGGACGAAAGAUUUAUCCAUGUUUCAUAUUUUCACUAAUCUAUUAUUUGGCUGUGCCUGCACUUUCGAAUACUGUCAUAUUGAGAUGUAUUAGAUUGUUGAUAUUGACAAAAUUAUAUGAAUUGAAAGUGAGGAUUGGUAAUAGACAAUAUGAACUGCGUCAUUCGAUAUCAUCAGAUAAUCCUAAACAAAUUACUGAAACAACCGAAACUGAACUAAAUCCAACUAGCUCAUCAACAGCUAAAUCUAAUACUGGAGAAAACACAUCAUCAUCAAGUGGACUCUCUGACAAUAUUGAAAAACAAAAGAGUUUGUCCUCAUUUUCAUUAUCAACCACACAAGACAGCUCUACAGGAAUUUUACAAGAUGAACAAUUGGAUAUGGAAAUUCUUUUCAGAAACAAAACCAAAUGGGAAAUAUUUGAAAAGAGAUUAUUUACACUCUUUAGAUUCAUUGUAGGAACUAAAUUCAUCUUUGUGGUCUAUGGAUUAAUUGUGGCGUUGCACAUUAUGAUUUAUUACAUUAUUGCAAUUGUGGACUAUUUCAGAUCAAUAUGUAUUUAUUUCAUAUGCAGCUUUUUAUAUUUUCAUUUCCUUAAUUGUUUCCAUUGUUGCAUUGUUUACAAAGAGAGAUGUUUGGAAUGUCAAGAUUGA